Messenger RNA from Nothobranchius furzeri (turquoise killifish), 2651 nucleotides. RefSeq names its product SPT2 chromatin protein domain containing 1 (gene spty2d1). The record is from RefSeq and is a predicted model, not a curated record. Gene Ontology annotation, cellular component: nucleolus. Gene Ontology annotation, molecular function: DNA binding; histone binding. NCBI's taxonomy places the organism in Eukaryota, Metazoa, Chordata, Actinopteri, Cyprinodontiformes, Nothobranchiidae. Gene Ontology annotation, biological process: transcription by RNA polymerase I; nucleosome assembly.
AGUGUGAACACAAAAGCGGAAAUACGUUUUGAGACUUGUCUUGCUCCCGUACAUUUCUGUUUGGUCCCAUAAUUUUGUCUAGCUUACUACUACUUUGCCUUCCGUUGGACAACACCCCGUGUAACAAUACGGUGUUUCUUGAAGAUUGACUUUUAAUAGCAUCUAAUCUUAUGAUAUUUUGAUGUGUCUUACCUUGUUGUCAUGUGUUUUCAGUCCAAAGAGCACUUUGGCUGGAUUCUCGGUUAGCUGACGCUUACAGCUCUGUGUACACGUAUGGUUAGCUAACGUUGCUAGCCCACGUUAUCCUACAGCGAUGAAGUGAAAACAUUUUUACUUUUGGAAAUACUGUUUUUGUCCCCGUACAUUGUGUUUGACAACACAGGAUCUUUUAGCUGUCAAGCUAAGUGCAGGUCGUUAACGCUUACAUUUAAACAACAGUUUCGGCAUUUUUAGCUAAGAUUUACUCGGUUAGCUAAACAGGCUACCACCAUCUGCUGUCAAAAUGAUGGACUUUGACAAUGUAUUGAACAUCGCUUCACAAAACCAGGGCGUCAGCAAUGUACAGCAAAAGCGCUACAGUUUACAAGCUGGGCCACCAAAAAAGGAUCCAAAAUCCAAAGGCGUGAACCCGGCUGCUGUGCAGGCACUUCUGAAGAAGCAGCACAUUGACUGCAGAAAGAAAGAAAUUGAAAUGAAGAGACAGAAGGAGAAGCUUUUAGCAAAGAGGGUCGAGUUGAAGUCUGAUCGGAAAGCACGAGCCAUGGCAUCCAGAACCAAGGACAAUUUCAAAGGAUACAAUGGUAUUCCAGUGGUGGAGGGUCCUAAAAAGAGGACAUCAAAACUUGAUAGGCAGGAAGAUGGUUCAAGACCUGAGAAAUUUAGGAAUAACCUUGUUGACCCUUUAGAUGAUGAAGAUAAUUAUGAGUAUGAGCAGACAGAUUCUGAGCACGAUGAAGAGCCAGAGUUGGCAAGACCAGGGAGAACAACUGGCAUCAAUGCAAGUUGCAGCAACAAAUCAUUUUCAAAGAAAAACAGUGGUCCACCCAAAUCUGCUUCUUCUCCUUUGAACUUUGCCGACUUACUCAAGUUGGCAGAAAAGAAGCAGUUUGAGCCAGUUGAUUUAAAACCCAAGGUACUCAAAAAUGAUGAAAGGCUCCGUACGGCUGACGAAAUCCGGGAACUGGAGAUGGAGCGCAAAGCUAAGCGGCUUGGCCAAAACAGAGACUCAAAGACAGAGAAUGAAAGAAAUGGCAAGUCUCAGUCUAGCUCUGGCUUGAUGAGAAAAGGCCCUCAACAGAAAGAACAGAAACUCAGCAGACCACAAACGCAAAAGAACUUUUCAGAGAAGCCAAGUCCCUCUAAUGGGUCAGGCAGGAAGCCACACCCGAUGCUGACAAGUGACAGAGGUCUUUCUUCUAAGGCCCCCAUUAGUGAUAAAGAAAGAGAUCGAGGCAGGAUUCCUCACAGUGAUCGAGAAAGGUCUAAGAGUAGCAUGUCCAGCACAUCCGGUAAACUCCCCCCAAAACCCCCAACAUCUCACACCUCAGUCAAACAAGUAGGCCCAAAGCCCUCAUCCGCCACCAAAAAGUCCAGCACCUCCAGUGACCUCAGCUUCAGGAAAGACAAUUUGUCAUCUCAUCCAAAAGAAGCUUCAGGUACUCCAGGGAACAGGCCAAGUUCAACUGGUUCCAGCCAGCAGACCAGACCCAUUCAGGGUAGUUCCAUGAGGCAAGGGUCCACAGUUGGAGGCUUCAAAUCCAGCAAAGGGGAACCACUAAGGCAUGGAAAUAGUUCUGGGGUCAAAUCUAACAGUAAUUCGGUGAUGAGACCUUCUUCGGGUGGCCCUGCUAAGCCAGGAGGCCAGCCUCCGGGAAGGCCUGUUGGCACCAAAUCUGUGAAGGCACCACAGGCCAGACCAGGUGGAGUUGGUCCACAGGGUCACCCUGGAGGAAGUGGGUUUCGACCUCCAGGAACUGUACCAGGUAGAUCUGGUAGUGGAGGACCGGCACAGGGGCGACAGAUUGGCAGCAUUGGUUCAGGGCCUGGAAGACCCAAGUGCACUGUUGUGUCGGAGACCAUCUCAUCCAAGAACGUAGGCGGACCCAGACAGGGUGUCCCUCCUCGGCCAGGCAUGCUGCAGAGACCUGGGGUGCCACCCAGACCUGGGGUGCCGCCCAGACCUGGGGUGCCGCCCAGACCUGGGAUGCAGCCCAGACCUGGAAUGCCGCCCAGACCUGGAAUGCCGCCCAGACCUAUUAUGAACAGACCACCAGGACCAAUGUUGCCACCGAUUACAUCUGCAUACAAGAGGAAAUAUGAAGAUGAGGAGGAAGAGUACGACCCAGAAAUGGAUGAUUUUAUUGAUGAUGAAGGUGACGAGCAAGAGGAAGUAUCCAGGCACAUUCGAGAAAUUUUUGGCUACGAUCGAUCGAAAUACAGAGAUGAAAGUGACUAUGCACUUAAGUUCAUGGAGAGCAGCUGGAAAGACAUGCAGAAAGAAGAAGCCAGGAGUUUGAGAAUGGCCGUGCAGGAGGAUCUGGAGGAGGAGAAGCGAGAAGAAGAAGAAAUCAGAAAAAAGGCCAAGAGGAAAAAAACCAACUGAAGCUCUUUGUUCCUGUUUUGAUAAAUAAACUGUCUUUGUACCUUCUGAA